AUGUACAACAAAGGGAAAAGUCGCUUGAAGGAAAUAGAACAAGCGCUGAGUGAUCUCCAUACGGAGGUCCACGGCGGAUCAUCCAGUACCAGAAUCCUUCAAUCCUAUUUUACGUCUGCUUCCAAAGCACAAUCCCAUAAUAAAUCUCGGAUAGUGGUUGGCACAACGCAAGCAAGCAAGAAGAAAACAGCACCCAAAACAACUCUUUUGGCUACCGUAUCGUCUACAGCCAGCACGUCGACUGAACAAGCCCCUUCGUGUGCACGCAGUAGGCAUCAUGAAGGCACCCAAGUUGCAGCCGAUUCGAGGUUGCAAGUAACAUUCCAAUGCGGUGAUGAAGAUAUCCAAGACGCGGAAAGUGCACCGAAUGAGUUUUCAAAAGAAUCUGAUGAGAGUCCCGGUGCACCAAAAUGUCAAACCGGCAAUGCAAUUGACGGCACGGGAACCCACAUUGAGGUCUGCGUGCAGGAAGGCAUCGAGCUAUACACCAAACUAUGCGACGCCAUCCAAGACUACCACGAAGUCGACACCAAUGAUCUAGAAGCCUAUGAGGGUGAACAGGGGCCUGCCCACUCGAUCCCCGACGCGCCAUCCACGUGGGGUUUGAUAUCCGCCGGUCGAAGGCCAUCCCGCGGCUCCGCGUGCGGCGAUGCCGCGUGGUUGGAGCAGUGCGCACGCGUUAUAUCGGAAAUCACUGAGGGUCCAACAUCGGCAUCCGAGGGCGACAACCCUUACGACGAGGACCCCUCCACCUCCAUAGUGAAGGAGGAGGAAGAAGAGGGCGGUGCGAGCGGCCCAUCCGCCUCUUUCAAUCCCAAAGAGCAGCGGUACUCCAACCCGCCCUGCACCGUAUCGUCGAUCCGUGGGUGGAAGAAACCCGGCCCGUCGAUCGUCUUGGCGAGGGAGGGGACCGCCGUUGCCGCCAGUCAGGCCGAGGCCUUCGCGAAGCGGCUCCAACGCGAGGCCGCGGCGGCCCGGCAACGACGACAGGGCGUGGAAACUCCCCCUUUGGUGGACGCGGACCCCCCUCGUCUUCGGCGAGCAAAGGCCCCGGAGCCCUCCGUGGUGAUCAAGCGACCUGCGGGGGUUCUUUUUUGCCCGCGAUGCCACCGCGGCUUCGAAUUGGACGUCUCGCGGUGGGUGGGUCGAGAAGAGGGCGGCGACGAGACUACCCCCUGCCCACACUGCUCGGCGACGGUAAAGGUGUCGGAGGGCCUCGGGCGUCGUCCACCAUCCUCCGCCAAACAAACCUCUACCGUGAAGGCACCGAUGUGUGGGGUGGGGUGUGGUGGUGACGACGAGGCGAAUGACGGCGCUGAGACUUCCUCUGCAAAGACCAUGGGAGUUCAUAAGGUGGUCCUCUCAGAGGCCGUCGGGACGGACCUCACGCAAGCAUGGUCGGAGGACCUUAAAGGGUUGUACUUCUUACACUUGUGGGAUGAAGCUGCUCAUCUCCAAGUGUGA
This is a messenger RNA of Phytomonas sp. EM1, 1464 nucleotides long. The record is from the annotation of a GenBank genome assembly. NCBI's taxonomy places the organism in Eukaryota, Euglenozoa, Kinetoplastea, Trypanosomatida, Trypanosomatidae.